AAAACCGGCUAAAGAAUGUUUUUUGGGCCGAUGGGAGAAGUAGAGAAGCAUUCAAGGAAUUUGGAGAUGUGGUCACAUUUGACACCACUUAUUUGGUUAAUCCGUGGAAUAUGCCGUUUGCUCCUUUCGUGGGUGUAAAUCAUCAUGGGCAAUCGAUCUUGUUAGGGUGCGGACUAAUAUUACGAGAGGACACAGAUUCAUUUGUAUGGUUGUUCAAGACAUGGGUUGCUUGUAUGUCCGGGUGUUCUCCUAAUGCCAUCAUAACGGACCAAUGUCGUGCCAUGCAAAACGCAAUAAGUAUAGUUUUCCCAAACGCACGGCAUCGUUGGUGUUUGUGGCAUUUAUUGAAAAAAGUUCCUGAAAAGUUGAAAGGUUACGAUGACUAUGAACCGAUUAAAUGGGAUGUCCUUAGUGUUGCGUAUGAUUCAUUGACAAAAGAGGAAUUUGAGAAAAAUUGGGGCAAUCUCAUCAAUAAAUAUCACUUAGAGGCCAACGAGUGGCUAAGUGGCUUGUACGAUGAGAGACACCGAUGGGCUCCCGCAUUUGUGAAAGAUGUUUUUUGGGCGGGGAUGUCAACAACCCAACGGAGUGAAAGCAUGAAUGCCUACUUUGAUGGCUACGUACAUUCUAAUACCACAUUAAAGGAAUUUGUGGAGCAAUAUGAGAACGCCUUGCGUAAGAAGGUGGAAAAAGAAGACGAGGAAGAUGCCCAUUGUUUCAACAAACAAAUAAAGAAUGUGUCCCCUUAUGGUUUUGAAGAUCAAUUUCAAGAUGCAUACACACUCGCAAAAUAUAAGGAUUUUCAAGCUCGAGUAACCGGUAAGAUUGCAUGCAAUUUCACUUCCAUGAAGGUGGUAGAUGAUGGCAUUUCAAAAGUUGAGAUUGAAGAAGAUAUAAAAGUUGGUGAGAAGGGAAUAUUGAAAACCGUUACGUUUCAUGUUUGUUAUAAUGAGGAGUCAAAAGAAAGUAAUUGUACUUGUCGGUUGUUUGAAUCUAAGGGGAUUGUGUGCAAGCAUAUUGUCAUGGUUUGGUCAAGAAAGAAGUUGAAUGAAGUUCCAGAGAAGUACAUUCUACAAAGGUGGAGCAAAAAUGUGAGGAGGAGUCACACAAUGGUGAAGGUUAGUUAUGCAAAUUGGGAAAGCAAGCCCGAAUGGCGUCGCUAUGAUUAUAUGUUGGUUGCUUUCCGUAAAGCCGCUGAAAAGGCCAUGGAUUCCGAGGCGAAGAGUAAGAGGGUGGUGGCCAAGUUGCAAGAAGCUGAGGUGGAGAAUGAAGUUUGUGAGGAGGAGUGCCUAGGCGAUAGGCCUAUGUCAAUCGACAUAGUAGAUGAAAUCAUAAGUUCCGAAGAGAAAAAAAUACCCGUGGGUGAUCCGAUUAAACGUCGUCGGAAAGGGCGGCCACCGGUAAAUAGGAAACAACCAAGAAUUGAAAAAAUUAUUCGAAAGAUAAAGCAAUCAAGCAAGAAUGGCAAAGCUAGUCGAGGCAAUGCGAAGAGCAUGACGGUAUAUCUUUCAACUUGCAAUUAUUAAAAAUAUUUAGAAAAUGUGUAUCAGUGAGCUUUAUAAUUACACUAAUGUUUUAUUUUUACCGGUGUAGUAUAAUCCGGAUGUUCACACUAUGGAACUCAACGAGGUUAUCAUGCAAGGGAGCAUAAAUUGUAGUACAUCCCAAUUGGUUGGACCACACGGUGGAAUGUGGAGCUAUGACCUUGACGAGGCUUCAACCGAUUUAUAAUGGAAGACUUGUUCUUUUUUGUACUUUUGGCAGAUGGCAAUACAUAUAUUCUCUUAGCUUAUAUAUAUGUAGAAAGGGCACCCUUAUGGCAGCAUUAAUUGUGAGUUUCAUGGUUUAGUUCCACCUGAAACAAAAAAUUUAUUUUGAGGGUAGUGACUUGUGAGAUCAAUUAGUCUCUCUCAACCAUCUGAGUAACUUUGAUGAUCAAUUGAAAUGUGGCUUUUGUGCUUUUGUGUUGCAUCGGUAGCCUAAUUGCCAUUUACUCUCUCAGUUUGUUCACUGUGAUGCUCAAUGAAAAUGUGAAUUUGGCUUUUGUUUUGUAUGAGUAGCCUAUUAGUUACAGUUUACUCUCUUUGUUUAUCCACAGCUGGCAUGUGUCUUGUAUCACACACAUAGAUAGCAUUCAACUCCAAACAAGAUUCUGCAAAAAUGACACUUAUAUUGCUUCCCAAUCAAACAAUGCUUCCCCAAUUAUCAUGUAAGAGACUGUAAAUGCAAGCUUAUAGCCCCAAAAUUGAAAGUAACACAAGAAUUCCAACAACAUAUAUACCAGAACCAGUUUCAUGACAGUUCAUUCCAUUAAUUCGUAAAUCAUU
Messenger RNA from Rhododendron vialii, 2327 nucleotides. Its product is annotated as protein FAR1-RELATED SEQUENCE 5-like. The transcript has 2 exons. Gene Ontology annotation, molecular function: zinc ion binding. Bases 111 to 1526 code for a protein of 471 amino acids. The record is from RefSeq and is a predicted model, not a curated record. Lineage: Eukaryota; Viridiplantae; Streptophyta; Magnoliopsida; Ericales; Ericaceae. Gene Ontology annotation, biological process: regulation of DNA-templated transcription.